AUGGCUGAGUGCAAGGUCAAAAAGCAAAAAUAUGAAAUUUUUUAUCUUUUGAACUUAAAACAUUGAAAUAAUAAUAAGAAACCAAAAAUAUUUUCAUUUUGGGCCGAAACCGCCGAGCAGUUGUUUUCGAAGAGGCACGGUAAAGCAAAUAAAGGUAAGUCAUCGGAAAUAUUGGUGAUUUGAUUGCAAUUUGAAUGGGUUUGUAAUAUAUUGACUCCCUUCUGAUGGGGGUAAUACGUUUUUUAUUGGCUUUAAAUUGGAAAAUUUCCAAAAAAUUUGAUUAUUUUGGGAACACUGUUUCACUCUAUCAGUACAAACUUGACUGAAAGUUUACUUGAAAAUCAUCGAGCAAUAAGCGACUAAAACGUUGGCGUUUUGGAUAUUGAGAAUGAAUCUGAUUUUCCCAGAUUUUUCGCAGCUCAUGAUAAAUGUGAUUUCUCAGGGCCGUUAGAUUCUCAAGCUAAUCAAAUCUAGAGAAUGUGAGGAUAAAAUUUAUUUUUUUCAUCCAUAGAAUUUGCACAUGAUCUUCGCUUUUAUUAUAUUUCAAAAUUUAAAAUGCCAUCUUUUCUCAUCGCCCAGACUUCCCCAAUAUUUAUAAAAGGCUCCUUCUUGGACAAACAGUCAUUUACAACUUGAAAAAAAUCACGCGUUGUUGCAGUUUCUUGCAUACAAUUUCCAAAAGUGCUUCAACUGACAACUGACCCAUUUUUAGCUACCGUUUUCUUUUGUUCUUUUACAGAAAACACAAUGAAUCGUUCAGAAAACAUUUUUUUCUUCAAAAUGAGAUUCCCCUAUCCUUUUGAAUUUUCAAAAUGUCAAUAGAGAAUUUAUUAUUUUUUUAUGACAAACCAACGAUUGGACUAUUAUAAUCCAUACCACACAGGUCUUUAUAACCCUUCGAAAAAGCGUUUUGUUUGCGUUAAAAACGGACUUGACGCAUUUUCAACGUUCUUUACUGCGUUAAGAAAUUACAGUAAAAAUGGGAGUAAUUUUAGGAUAUAGACAAUAGAGGAGAAUUAACAAGCUGUGUAUAUCGCUAAUAUAGUGCACCGUAAGACACCAAAAAAUUCGCGCGAUUAGCGUGGUUGAAAAAUUAUUCUCUACGGAAUUUCAGAUUAAACUUUGCGGGAGAAGCUGAGAUCUUUUACGAUUUUUACAGACAACACAACAAAGUGGGAGCAGAGAAACCGCGGAAACCGGUCAGAGAAAAAAGUUUUCCGAGUUUUCGAAUUUUUUGUGGAAAAAAUCAAAUUUUUUACAAAAAUUUUAACCCUUACCCAAUUUCGUAAUCGAAUUUCGAAUAAUUAGUCUUUGAAGGUCAAGCUAUGCAAAUUUUACACAAAAAGUAUGCAACCUUGGGAGUUUUAAUUUUUUAUAGGUAUGAAAAUUCGACUUUCCCAUGGAAAUUCAAAAAUUGUGACCUUAGUUUAUUCAACCAAAACUUCGAUUACGAAAUUGGGCCAAGUCAAAAAUCUUGCUUAUCCAUUUCCGAAAAUCGACAGUCAAAUUGCGAUCUUACUUUAUUUUGCGUCAAAGUCAUCAAAAUCUCUCAUAUUCCUGGGGUUUUUUCACAUAUAUUUUUACUUUCAGUGAUCAUGGCGCAAGAGUUGGAUGUGAACUAUGUUCUGGAGGCCACCCUCCACUGCAUCCCCUUCAUUCUCCGUAUGCUCUACCUCUGGGUCCUCGAGCUCUUCUAUUGCAUCAUCCCGUACUCCCUAUGGCCAGACAAAAUCAAUUUCAAAGACAAGUUGGUCCUGAUUACCGGUGCUGUCGGAGGUCUUGGCCGUUGUUAUGCCGUGGAAUUCGCGAAACGAGGAGCCAAGUUGAUCCUCUGGGACAUGGGGCAAAGUCAAUUGGUGGAGUUGAAGAAACAUUUAGAGGAAAAGUACAGUAUCCAGGUGUUCAUCAAAGCCUUGGACAUCACUGAUGACAAGGCUGUGGCCAGUGCCGCGGCCGAAACCAAGAGUCAGAUCGGAGUUCCGGAUGUUUUGUUCAACAACGCCGGGAUUUUGGGAUAUUACAAAGAAUUUAUCUUCCCUAUCGAGACCUACGACAAGGUUCUGGCUGUGAAUGCGAGAGCUCCGGUUGUUGUAAGGAUUAAAAGUGUAAUAUAGAUAGAAAAACAUAUUUUAGAUCAUCAAGAACUUUAUCGACGAAAUGCUCGCCAGAAACAGCGGAUAUUUGGUGACCACUAGCUCGUUCUCUGGCCACAUUGGAGUCGGCGUUUGCAACCCUUAUGUCACCAGCAAACAUUGUAUCACCGGUUUUAUGAACAGCUUCCGCCAUUUUCUGAAGACUCGCAAAAGAAAUAUCAAAUGCUUGACCAUCUGCCCGAAUUAUAUCAAGACUCCGUUGGUGGCUGGCGUGAAAUAUGAGUAAGACAGUUUUUUUAUUUCUAGGGGAUAAAAAUUAACAUAAUUUAUUCAUUUUGUAUAGUAUAAUAUAGUAACCCAUCAUUUUAAAAAUAUUUUUUGAAUUCUAAAGGUCAUCUAUCUACUUUAGAAAUCCCUUGAAUCCCAUGCUCGAACCGGAAUAUGCGGCUGAAAGAGCGAUCCAGGCUUUGGAAUGCGGCCAAGAAGAACUCUUCCUGCCUAAGGCAACCUGGGUUUUUGUUCUCAUGAAAGGGUAAGAAAUUACAAAAGACAACACCUCAAAAUGCUUUCAGAAUCAUGCCAACCAAGGUGUUUGACGUCUAUGUCGAGAUGUUCUCCUUGCACGGAUCUAUCAACUAA
This is a messenger RNA of Bursaphelenchus xylophilus (pine wood nematode), 2732 nucleotides long. NCBI's taxonomy places the organism in Eukaryota, Metazoa, Nematoda, Chromadorea, Rhabditida, Aphelenchoididae. The record is from the annotation of a GenBank genome assembly.